CCCAUCCCCAGGUAAAAACGAUCAGCAGAAAACCUAACGCAACAAUCUCCUCUCGGCUCCGCCGCCACCCCUUUUCCGGCGGUCUCUCCCCCCGAUCCCCUCCGCUCCCGCCGCCGCGCUCAGUUUCUCCCUGCUUGCGACCCGCUCCGGCCGUCGAGCUUCACCCUCCCAAAUCCACGCCCCGGCGUUCCCUCUCCACACCCUACCGCUAGUCGCCAGAUCCUCCAAUCCCAAGCUCCAGCGGCAGCCGUGCUUCGGGCGACACCACCGGACGGCGCCGAGAAGGAACAGAUAUAGGUAGAGAUCUUUCCUCUCGCCAGUCUUCCAUCUUAAUCCAAUCCCGCCCCCAGCAUGUCAGAGCUCUGCAAGAUCCCUGCUGCCAUGGUAGCCGAAUCUGUGGAGAGAUCUUAUGUGCUCAAGAUAGAUGGAUACUCAAGAAUGAAGGGGCUACUCAAGAACGGCCAGUUCGCCACCUCCACCCCUUUCAGUGUUGGAGGCCACGACUGGACCGUCAAAUAUUACCCCAACGGCUGCCCCAAGAAUUGCGACGAUUUCAUAUCUCUGUAUGUACGCCAUGAAUCGGCCGAUGCCAAACAAGCCAAGGCGAAACUGACGCUCAAUGUGCUUGACAAGAAUGGUGAUCCGGUGCCUUCGUACACCCGUACCGCCCCUGUGCACACCUUCUCAAGGAAAGCUCCAACCUGUGGCUACUAUGAUUUCAUCCUCAAGGCUGAGCUUGAGGGAUCGGCGCAUCUUAGAGGCGAUUGUCUCACCAUCAGGUGCGAUGUCACCGUUAUGAAGGACAUCGAAGAAGCAAUGGUUCCUCCAAGCGACCUGCACCGGCAUCUCGGCGAUCUCCUGAAGAGCAAUGAUGCAGCGGACAUGACCUUUCAGGUCGACGGGCAGAGAUACUCUGCUCAUCGCUGUGUCGUUGCUGCCCGGUCGUCUGUCUUCAAGGCGGAGCUCCUCGGCGCCAUGGAGGAGAGUUCCGGUAGUACCAUUGUCAUCCGUGACAUGGAAGCUGAUGUGUUCGAGUCCUUGCUCCAUUUCAUGUACACCGACUCGGUUCCUCCGGUGCUUGAUGUGGUGAUGGCUGGCCAUCUACUUGUCGCGGCUGACAGGUACAACAUCGGUAGGCUGAAGGUGAUAUGCGAGGACAAAUUGUGCAGUCACAUUGAUUCCAACAUGGUGGCUACCAGCUUGGCUUUGGCUGAGCAACAUGGUUUCCGUCGUCUCAAAGAAGCUUGUUUGCAGUUCCUUGCUUCUCCGUCCAAUUUGGAUGCUAUGAUGUCAAGUGAUGGGUAUGAGCAUCUGAAAUCCAGCUGCCCCGCAGUUCUUAAGGAGCUGAUAGCUAGAAUCAUCCCGGCUGAAUUUACAUCAGCAAAGGAUAUUAUCAUGACAAUGUGGAAGUAAUGCUUUCCGUACCAUUAUUAUACUCCAAAUUUUAGUACCAAAUGAUAUUAUGCUACAUCUCGGUUUGGAGUAGAAUCUUUAUUAUCCCCUGCUCAUGUAUGUGGAACAUGUUUUUCACUUUCAGUGAGAUAUUAAUGAAAUUCAAUGGAUUUCGGUUA
Molecule: messenger RNA, 1571 nt
Organism: Hordeum vulgare subsp. vulgare (domesticated barley)
Lineage: Eukaryota; Viridiplantae; Streptophyta; Magnoliopsida; Poales; Poaceae
Product: BTB/POZ and MATH domain-containing protein 2-like
Exons: 1
Coding region: 352-1413 (353 amino acids)
Biological process (GO): protein ubiquitination
Molecular function (GO): protein binding
Source: RefSeq, a predicted model, not a curated record